AGCUCAGCAAUCGGCGCAGAAGGUAAUUUGAAGACUUUCUCGCAAUAAGUCAACACGGCACCGAGCUGAGCAAAGAAGUCUAUAAAAAAAUAGCAAGAGCAUAGAUAAAAAAUUGUAUUUAAAACGUAUCGACAUUUGCCCUAUUUUCGGUUUUGUUUUAUAUACGGUUUUACUUUUGUUUUCGGUGUUUAAUUGAAUUAUUUGAAAAUGCGGGUCGAAUUAAUCUGCACAGCAAUUUUACUGGCAAUUUGUGUUACGGCCACAACAGCCAAACGCGGCUAUGGUCCCGGCGAACAGGAUUGGGGUUUCGUCGAUGUGCGCAAAGGUGCACACAUGUUCUACUGGCUCUACUAUACGACGGCUAAUGUGAGCACAUACACGGAACGUCCUUUGGCGAUUUGGUUGCAAGGUGGUCCCGGUGCUUCAUCCACGGGUUAUGGCAAUUUCGAAGAGUUGGGUCCACUGGAUUUGUAUGGCAAUUAUCGUAAUCACACAUGGGUGAAGGAUAUGAAUGUGCUGUUCAUUGACAAUCCCGUUGGCAGUGGUUACAGUUAUGUGGAUAGCAUACGCUAUUUAACUAAGAAUAAUAAUGAGAUUGCUUUGGAUUUGGUCAGUUUGAUGAAAGGUUUCUAUCAGCAACAUCCCGAAUUCGAAAGUGUGCCACUGCAUAUCUUCUGUGAGAGUUAUGGUGGUAAAAUGGCGCCUGAAUUCGCUUUAGAAUUGUAUUAUGCCAUACAACGUGGUGAGUUGCGUAGUAAUUUGAGUUCGGUGGCAUUGGGUGAUCCAUGGACUUCACCGAUUGAUUCAGUGUUGGCUUGGGCGCCAUUGUUGUUGCAAAUGGGCGUUGUGGAUCAAGAUGGUUAUGAGAAGAUUUCGGCAUCUGCCAAUAAAACUGAAAGUCUAGUCAAACAAGGCAAGUGGACGCAAGCCACCAGCCAAUGGGGCACUACGCAAGGAGUUUUAUUGCGUGAGUCCAAAGGUGUAGACUUUUACAAUAUUGAGAAACCAACCAGUGGUGAAGCGUAUGCCAAUGCAUUACUGAGAAGUAACAAUAUUGUGGAAUUAAUGUACCGUACUAUGGUGCAAUAUGAUAUAGAUGAGGAUCGCGAUCAAAUUUUGGAGGACUUAAUGCGUGGACCAGUACAACAGGCCUUAAAUAUAACGUCUCCUGUAAAAUGGGGUGCUCAAAGCAAUCCCACUUUCAGCAGAUUAAGUGGAGAUUUCAUGAAACCCGUCAUACAUAUCGUCGAAGAGCUGCUUGACAACACUGAUUUGAAGGUGGGUGUAUUCUCCGGGCAAUUGGAUUUGAUUUGUGCUACCCCCGGCACAGUUAACUGGAUUGAAAAAAUGCAAUGGAAUAAUAAGUCUGCAUACUUGGCCGCGCCACGCAUAGGCAUUAAUGUUGAACGCAUUUUGGAGGGUUAUGAGAAGAGCGCCGGCAAUUUCACUAUGUUCUGGAUCAAUCGCGCUGGUCAUAUGGUGCCUGCGGACAAUCCUGCCGGUAUGGGACAUAUUCUAAGGAAAUUCACCAACUUCGGUUGAGUC
Messenger RNA from Zeugodacus cucurbitae (melon fly), 1545 nucleotides. RefSeq names its product retinoid-inducible serine carboxypeptidase. Gene Ontology annotation, molecular function: serine-type carboxypeptidase activity. The transcript is spliced from 5 exons. The coding region runs from base 208 to 1542 and encodes 444 amino acids. The record is from RefSeq and is a predicted model, not a curated record. Gene Ontology annotation, biological process: proteolysis. NCBI's taxonomy places the organism in Eukaryota, Metazoa, Arthropoda, Insecta, Diptera, Tephritidae.